Molecule: messenger RNA, 1152 nt
Organism: Physeter macrocephalus (sperm whale)
Lineage: Eukaryota; Metazoa; Chordata; Mammalia; Artiodactyla; Physeteridae
Product: 10 kDa heat shock protein, mitochondrial-like
Exons: 1
Coding region: 1-309 (102 amino acids)
Cellular component (GO): mitochondrial matrix
Molecular function (GO): metal ion binding; protein-folding chaperone binding; ATP binding
Source: RefSeq, a predicted model, not a curated record
AUGGCAGGACAGGCACUUAGAAAGUUUCUUCCCCUCUUUGGCCAAGUGUUAGUUGAAAGAAGUGCAGCCAAACCUGUAUCCAAAGGAGGCAUUAUGCUUCCAGAAAAAACUCAAGGAAAAGUAUUGCAAGCAACAGUAGUCGCUGUUGGAUUGGGCUCUAAAGGAAAGGUUGGAGAGAUUCAACUAGUUAGCAUGAAAGUUGGAGAUGAAGUUCUUUUCCUAGAAUACGGACGCACCAAAGUAGUUCUGGAUGACAAGGAUUACUUCUUAUUUAGAGAUGGUGACAUUCUUGGGAAAUACAUAGACUGAAAUAAGUCACUAUUGAAAUGGCAUCACUGAGGCUGCCCAUUCCACUGAAGUUCUGAAAUCUUUUCAUCAUGUAAAUAAUUUCCAUGUUUCUCUUUUAUAAUAAACUAAGGAUAAAAAAUAAGCAAGCACAGAUGACAGGUUCCAUUGGUGAAAUGACACACAUUUUUUUUUUAGAAGGAGGCUCACAGUAUUGGUGUAAUUCACUUCAAUCAUUUAUAUUCAUCUUCCCCCCAAAAGAGAGGGGAACAAUUAUUGAAUGGUGUCAGGAGCUCUCUUUGAACUCUCUGUUAUAUGGACUUAAUGUCUGUGUCCCCUCAAAAUUCCUAUGUUGAAGCCCUAACCCCCAGUGGGACUGUAUUUGAAGACAGGGUCUUUACAGAAGGAAUUACAGUUAAAUGAGGUCAUGAGGGUGCGGCCCUGACCUGAUAAGAUUAGCGUUCUUAUAAGAAGAGUCCCAGAGAGCCGGCUCUCUCUCCCUGCCAUGUGAAGACAGCGAGAAGGUGGUCACCCGCAGGCCAGGAGAGGACGCUCACCAGAACCUGACCCUGCUGGCAUCCAGAUCUCGGAACUGUGAGAAAUACAUUUCUGUUGUUUAAACCACCUGGUCUGUGGUGUCUUGUUAUGUCAGCUUGUUAUGUGUACGUUGGUCAGUCGGCUUGUUAUGUCAGCCCAAGCGGACUGAUGUACACUCUAACGGGGAAGUUAGCUGAGGGUUUCCCAGAAAUCCUAUCACAUGCAAAGUGGCAGCACCCAUGAGGUUCCCCGAUGAGGAACCAACAGACUGCCUGAUGUAAGAGGGUCUCUAAGGGAUGAAGGGCGCAGAAUUGUGGUCCAGCUACAGUG